Myxocyprinus asiaticus (Chinese sucker) is the source of this 1071-nucleotide messenger RNA. RefSeq lists its product as uncharacterized. The record is from RefSeq and is a predicted model, not a curated record. Bases 313 to 999 code for a protein of 228 amino acids. The transcript is spliced from 2 exons. NCBI's taxonomy places the organism in Eukaryota, Metazoa, Chordata, Actinopteri, Cypriniformes, Catostomidae.
ACAGACAGCACACUGGAGGUUAAGUCAUUCACUAAAUAGGGAGCAAGGGAGCAUCCUAUAGCUCUCUAUGCAGUUAAGUGCAUUCACUCCUAAAAUCUGAUCAAAAGUUCAGUUUCAGGCUGCAGAUGGAUGUUUGGAUACCUGACCGACCAAAAUGAACCCAGCAAUCCAGCUUCUUCGUUUACGCCAGGGGAAUCGUCCCCUGGAAGAUUAUGUCACGGAGUUUUGUGGUCUUUGCUACCUUGUCGAUUUUAAUGAGAUUGCCCUCAAGGACUGUUUUGCUUUGGACUGAAUGAGCCAAUCUCUUCCCUGAUGCCAGGCGGUCAGAUUACCCACAGCCUGGCUCAGUAUAUCUACCUUGCCCUACUAAUAUGUGGUUCAUCGUUCACUGUGGGGGAGGUGGACGCCAAGCCAGAGUCCCACGUCAUGGCUGCCAAGCCAGAGUCCCACGUCAUGGCCGCCAAGCCAGAGUCCCACGUCAUGGCCACCAAGCCAGAGUUCCCCAUCAUGGUUGCUGAGCUAGCGCCAUCUUUUGCCCCAGAUCCCGAGUCUGCUCCAUGGCAUGUUACAGCCACGCUUCAGUCUGCUCCAUGCAAUGUCUCAGGCUUAUCUCUGGUCAACGAGCCAACGCCCAUGUCUGCCACGGUCAACGAGCCAACGCCCAUGUCUGCCACGUCCAACAAACCAGCGUUGCAAGCCUCGUCCGUCCCAGAGCCAGCGUUACAAACCUCGUCCGUUCCCUCAGCUCCACCGCGGUCCUUCAGCCUGUCAGCUUUACCGGAAUCCCUCGUCCCUCCAGCUCCUCCUUGGUCUGUUGGUCACCUGGCUCCGCCUUGGCUCUCUGAUCCUUCAGCUCCACUGGAGACCUAUUUCCCUAUGGCUCCGCCUUGGUCAUCAGCCCCACCGGCUCCACCUCAGUCUUCUGAUCCCCAAGCUCCGCCUUGCUCCUCUGAACCUCCAAUGCUGCCUUGGUCCUCCCUGCCUCCGGCUCCACCCUGACCCUUCGAGUCUUCAGCUACUCUCCAGUUAUCCAGUUCUCCGUGGUUUCGCCCCUCGAGCCUCUCACGGCUC